ACUCUAAAACUCCUCAGCGUCUGAUCAUGAAGUCUCUGCUAAUGCUGCUGUUUUUCUGUAACACAUCAUCUCCAGCAAAAUACACCCUGAGGGUUGAUUAUGUGCUUUCCACCCCGGGUGUCCAAGAUUAUUUGGUGGCUGAAGAUGUUCAGGGAGUUACAACGUUUUAUUAUGACAACCUGAUGGCAACAGCCAAAGUCACACAUGACUGGAUCAAAGAAGUGAUAAAGGAUGAUCCAAUCGAGUGGGGGACGUUCAUCCAGAAGUGCCUGAAUUACAGGCCGGUUUUAGAAGCUGAAACCAACAGUUUUAACCAGAACCCAAACCAAACAGAAGGUGAUCACGUCAUCCAGCAGAUUGUCGGCUGUGAAUUGGAUGAUAAAACUGAUAACCUUGAUGGUUUUAUAGUGUAUGGUAAUAAUGGAGAAGACUUCAUUAGCUUUGACAUGAACGCAAACAUGUGGAUCGCCUCAAAACCGCAAGCUGAGAGAAUUAAACUGAAGUGGGAUGAAAAUAAAGUCCAUAUUGAGGAUUGUAAGACUUUCCUCACAACAGUUUGCCCCAUGCGAUUGAACAGCUUAUUGACUUUUGGGAAGAGGUAUCUGGAUAGAAAAGAGCUCCCUUCAGUGUCUCUCCUCCAGAAGACGCCCUCCUCUCCAGUCAGUUGUCACGCCACAGGUUUCUACCCUGACGAGGGCCUGAUCUUCUGGAGGAAGGAUGGAGAGGAGAUCCAUGAAGGUGUAGAGCACGGAAACAUCCUUCCCAACCAGGAUGAAUCCUUCCAGAUGAGUGUUGACCUGAACGUUUCAUCAAUCCCAUCUGAAGACUGGAUGAGGUACGACUGCAUGUUUGAGCUGUCUGGGGUUGAAAAUGUCAUCAUCAUCAAACUGGACAAAAAUGUGAUUGAGAGCAACUACAAGGAACCUGGAAAAGAAGUGAAUCUGUCUGAGAUUAGCAUCAUCGUCACUGCUGUGAUGGCCAUUCUUAUCGUGAUCGUCCUCGCUGUUUUAGGAUUUUUGACUCUCAGAAAUAGGACGGAAAACGUGAGACCUGAUACACCAUCUUCUGACACCGCCUCUCUCUAAACGACUCGAUCCAGAAACCAAACCUGCAUGAAGCACCAAUGUUGCAUAUACUCACGCCCGCCGAUAGGGGGGGACAAACGGGUCUGUUGUCCCGGGCCCAGGGUAGGGGGGGCAAAGACCGGGAAAAAAAAAUAAAAUAAAUAAAUAAAAAAAUUCUCAUUAAAUUAUGGAAUUAUUUUUCAAAAUGUUUCAAAAUAUGCCUAUUUGUGGAAAAAAAUAUGUAGUAUUUGAGUUACAUAAAAGCUUGUUAUUUGUUUUCUUCCUAAUUGUCCUUGUGGUCAAGAACCCCCAACACAAAAAUGGUUUGGCCGCUGAUCAAAAUUUGAUGUUAUCAUUUAAUUCAACCAUUAGAAUGGUCAAAAUGUCCGGUCAGCACAAGUCCGGUGCUCAGAAAAGAAGAGAAAAGAGAAGAAGAGAAGAAGAAAAUAGAGGCCUCAGAGAUUCUCUACACAAAUAUUUUAAAAAGGUGGUGACGGUGAAGCUGGAAUUAAUAAAGUCAGCGUAGAGCAAGGUAAGAAACAGCGGAGCCAACGUUUACCAACCUUGUAACUUAACCUAACUGGCUAGCUCUAAUGUUAACGUCCAUUAGCUUGUAUAAAAACCUGAAGAGCAGAGGGAGAGGAGAGGAAGAGGGAGAAGGAGAGAUCCGGGUGCAGGGGGGCCCAAGACUGUCAGCUGGCCUGCAUAUACUAUCUGUAAAAAAAUACUUUUAGAAAGUAGAAAAGUGACUUGUUUAUGUGACUUGUUUAUAAAAUGAAUAAGUAAGAUAACAUAGACUGAGCCUUUUUAGCUAAUUUGUUAAAAAAUAGCUAAUUUGUAAAAAAAUGGUAAAAGGUUGGAAGAGCUUUUUCUAUUGUUCCAGAAGGUUUAUUCCUCUUUUAUUAACUUGUAUUUAUAUAUAUUACUGUAAGUUUCACUGUAUUGGUUCUUUUAAUUGAACCACAACAAAGAUCUUUUUGUUGAUUUACAAUGUUACACACAAGAAUCACUCAUAAAAGUUUUGAUUCAGCUGUA
Molecule: messenger RNA, 2099 nt
Organism: Cololabis saira (Pacific saury)
Lineage: Eukaryota; Metazoa; Chordata; Actinopteri; Beloniformes; Belonidae
Product: major histocompatibility complex class I-related gene protein-like
Exons: 7
Coding region: 27-1085 (352 amino acids)
Biological process (GO): immune response
Cellular component (GO): external side of plasma membrane
Source: RefSeq, a predicted model, not a curated record